Colletotrichum paranaense is the source of this 249-nucleotide messenger RNA. RefSeq lists its product as uncharacterized. NCBI's taxonomy places the organism in Eukaryota, Fungi, Ascomycota, Sordariomycetes, Glomerellales, Glomerellaceae. The annotation marks the transcript as partial. The record is from RefSeq and is a predicted model, not a curated record. The transcript has a single exon.
AUAAAUCUAUCUACAAAUGAUGGUCUCUCGGGGUGCGCGUUUGGUGAGACUCCAAUAUUGCUCUUCCUAUCCCUUCUUCUUGGAUCAUAUCCACGCUACCUAUUUCAACUGAAGGCAUGGCAGAAAAUGCCCAUAUCGCGGGCUCAUGGAGUACCCAGGAUUGGCAGGUCAACAAAGCGUAUGUUCAGAAUGCCACGGGAAGCCAAGGAUAUUGGCCCAGAGGAAGAUGGGCAGCACAUGCCAGUAUAA